This is a messenger RNA of Fomitiporia mediterranea MF3/22, 2945 nucleotides long. RefSeq names its product DUF21-domain-containing protein. The record is from RefSeq and is a predicted model, not a curated record. The transcript has 7 exons. Lineage: Eukaryota; Fungi; Basidiomycota; Agaricomycetes; Hymenochaetales; Hymenochaetaceae. The coding region runs from base 225 to 2723 and encodes 832 amino acids. Gene Ontology annotation, cellular component: intracellular membrane-bounded organelle. Gene Ontology annotation, biological process: magnesium ion homeostasis.
AGCACAUCCCGAACUUCCAAGAUGCUUUCCGUAGUGGUGUUUUCUCCUCUUUCUUCUCCUUUCAUUUCUCCGGUGUCGAUGGUGGUAGCAACCCCAGCUCGGAGUUGCAUAGUCUCGCGAAACGUGAAAUCGAGAAGACGAGCGCCGAGUUCGUCGUACUCGCAUGCCUCAUACCUGUACUCGUCAUCUUGUCUGGUGUAUUUGCCGGGCUAACAUUGGGGUAUAUGAGUCUCGAUGAGACGCAGCUUAAUGUUUUGAGUAUUUCUGGGACUCCCAAGCAGAGGGAGUAUGCCAAUAAGAUCAAACCGAUUCGCAAGGAUGGACAUUUGCUCCUGGUGACCUUGCUUUUGGCGAAUAUGAUCACGAACGAGACCCUGCCGGUCAUUAGUGAUCCCGUCCUUGGGGGUGGAGUUCAGGCCGUAGUCGUGAGUACGGUACUCAUUGUCUUGUUCGCUGAGAUUAUUCCUCAGUCGAUUUGCACUCGCCAUGGACUUUAUGUCGGCGCAAAAUGCGCCGGUGUUGUUCGUGUGCUUAUCUGGGUUUUCGGUAUUGUUGCAUGGCCCGUCGCGAAGUUGCUUGAGUUUCUGCUGGGACCGCAUCAUGGAAUUAUUUACAGAAGAGCUGAGUUAAAAGAGCUUAUUGCAAUGCACGGCGCGGAGAAUCCUCUGGGCGGUGACCUCCGCACUGAUACGGUCACUAUCAUCGGGGCCACGCUCGACUUGCAAGACAAGACUGUCAGGCACGCGAUGACACCCAUCGAUCGCGUCUUUAUGCUUCACAUCGACGCCAAGCUUGAUUAUGAUACUCUUAGACGCAUUUGUGCUACUGGACAUUCUCGCAUUCCUGUUUAUGAAGAAGUCGAAGUGACUGUGCCCGUGCAAGUGGCCAUCACUGCUGCUGAAAUGGGUACUGGGGAUGGCUCAAAGGUGCCUGCUCCUGCGAUGAAGAGUAUUGAUGGUGAUAACCUGGUGAAGACGAAAGUGAAAAAGAUUAUUGGAAUUUUACUUGUUAAGCAAUGUGUGUUGCUUGAUCCUGAAGACGCUGUUCCUGUGCGUAGAAUGCGUCUCAUCAAGGUGCCAUUUGUUCCACAGAACGAACUACUUCUCGGUAUACUCGACCGGUUCCAAGAAGGACGCAGUCAUAUGGCUAUCGUUAGCCGUCUGAGUCGCGAACGCGCGCAAAGCGUCAAGAAAGCGGUUCGAAAAGGUCUCACUCAGCGUCUCUUGGGUGCACUCCACGGUGACUCGUCCUCGGAUACAUCAUCCGAUACAAGUGACGAUGAUGAUGACGGGAAGUCUAACGAUAGUACAGAAGUUCGGGAACAGUCAGUUAACGGUGACAGUGUCACCGUCGCAGGAGAUGACUCAGAAAAACAGUCGAAUAAAGUGAAGUUUGCGGGUAAGAAACAUCGGUUCCGUAAACGCGAUAAGAAGCGUAAACACGAUCGACGAGAUUCUGGCCAGAGUGAUCUUGAAAAAGGCGACGCGGAGGCAGAGGCAAAGCGAGAGAAGGACAAAGACAAAGACAAGGAGAAGGAGAAGUUAUGGAAAUCUGGGUUGGAGCAGAGGAUGCCUGCGGAUGCUGUACUUUCAAAAGCGAAUGCGGAAGAGUAUCUUGCAAGUCAGGGAAUUGAUCCAGCGAUUAUGCCACUUGGUAUCAUCACGCUCGAGGACGUCUUGGAAGAGGUUAUUGGUGAAGAGAUCUACGACGAGUUUGACGUCGAAGGUACUGGAGCACAUUCUCAGUCCUUCGUACCUCCUGGUGCACACCCUCAUCAACAAAAGUCGAAGCCCGCUCUCGUCCGGAAGAAUUCCGCACCCGAACUCGCUACCAGUGAUCCAUCACACGGAAAGAUGACCGAGUCACCACCCAUAGUUCCUCCCUCGGCUGCACGAAAUGCUCUAGGGUUGGCGAUGCCGAAGCCUAUCGCGCUCACCAACUUGAGGUCGCUCGGCUUCUUGAGAAGUAGAAGUGCACCGCCGACGCCGCGUGAUGCUGUGAAACCGCUUCCUGGGUCCGAAGGAGCAACGCCUCCUGGUGCGGUGACGCCCGUUCCUGUCACUGGAGCUUCGAAAUCUGAGGACAACGCCACGUCCAUGGCACGUAAAUCAGGAGAGAUUGGCCCGUAUACUGCUAGUGGUGGGAUUUACCCGCCUAUAAUCACGACUCCUCCGGAAGGUGAAAGUCGGCAUUUAGCACAGAUUAUGGAGAGCCCUCCUGGUAGUGAAGGUAGUGCUGUGUCUGCUUAUGGUGGUUCACCGCCUGUUUCCGGGACGUCUGAUGGGCAGGGACAAACGAGAAUUGCUGUUGUGAAUCCAGCGACAUUGGCAACUGGAAAGCCGAAGUCACGCAGCACGUCACCCGCGCCCUCGCUCGAAGCGAUUCUACAUAGUAAACGACGCGGAUCGUUCGCCACCGGUGGAGCGGGGUCUUCCCGCCUUGCUGUCUCUGCGACAGGCUCGGGAUCCGGUGAAGGUAGUAGUAGUGUACCGGGCAGUGGUACGGCAACUCCUGUAGAAGCGCAGCAGCAACCGCAAGUAGGUCAACGCGGAAGGCCGAAGGGGACGUUUAAGAGUAGUCCGCUUACGCCGAUUGGGGCAAAUGCGGACGUGGUUGUUGCAGAGGAGAUUAGGAAGCAGAAGAGGGAGCAGGUGGCAAGGGAACGUGAACGUGAGGCUGCUGCUAAGGAAGCGAAGGAGAAGGACGAGGAGAAGGACGAGUAAUGUGUGUACUUUCAUGUUUCAUGGUAGUGCUUCGCAAACAUGAAACUAUCUAUCUUCCCGAUCGGUAUACAUGCGUAUUUAUACAUCGCUAUGCGUACUUCAAGAAAUAGUGAUACUGUCGUCUCGAAUCCUUCGUUCCAAUCGUAUGCGUUAGCUUGUCGUUAUAUUAUAAUAUAUACGCCUGUGCCUCUUUGCAGGCUAGUUCUAUGCAUUCAUUGUUUG